Messenger RNA from Spinacia oleracea (spinach), 562 nucleotides. RefSeq names its product basic blue protein-like. NCBI's taxonomy places the organism in Eukaryota, Viridiplantae, Streptophyta, Magnoliopsida, Caryophyllales, Amaranthaceae. Gene Ontology annotation, cellular component: plasma membrane. The record is from RefSeq and is a predicted model, not a curated record. Bases 78 to 458 code for a protein of 126 amino acids. Gene Ontology annotation, molecular function: electron transfer activity. The transcript is spliced from 2 exons.
UUCUUUCUAAUCUCUUCCCAGCUAACUCCCUCCAAUUCUAAAUUUUUUGUUUAGGAAUUAAUUUUCAUUUUUUUAAAAUGGCCCAGGGAAUUUGCAGUGCAAAACUAGGUUUGUUUCUUGGAGUAGCCAUACUGUGCCUCCUAACUAUUACCAAGCCUGUCGUUGCAACUGAUUUCACCGUAGGCGACGUUGCUGGAUGGACCUUUAAUGUCAACAAUUGGCCUAAUGGCAAGUCCUUCAAAGUCGGUGAUGUGUUAGGAUUUAAUUAUAAUAAGGAAAUGCACAAUGUGGUAGUAGUGAGUAAGGAGGGUUAUGAUAGUUGUACUGCACCAGCCGGGUCAAAAGUUUACCAAACUGGAAAUGACAAAAUCAGGUUGGCCUCGGGUCAAAGUUAUUUCAUCUGUUCCUUCCCUGGCCAUUGCGAUGGUGGAAUGAAGAUCGCUAUUAAUGCAGCUUAAUUACUUGUACUUCAUACUAGUUGCGGUUAAUAAUUACUUCAAACAAUUAGCUUGUAUUCGAAUUUUCGAAUAGUGAUAAAUACACUGUAUGCCUUGAAAUUUUA